Molecule: messenger RNA, 582 nt
Organism: Daldinia childiae
Lineage: Eukaryota; Fungi; Ascomycota; Sordariomycetes; Xylariales; Hypoxylaceae
Exons: 1
Coding region: 1-582 (193 amino acids)
Source: RefSeq, a predicted model, not a curated record
AUGCGUUGUUCAACUCUUGCUGCUUCUGCCAUUGCUUCCUUUGCAUUCUUGCAAUGUAUCGUGGCACCGGUUCCCUUGAUGGCAAUCGGCAUUUCAGCCGCGACAGCAGAAGCUAUAACCUCCGGAGUUACAGCGGGCACAAUCGGCGCCGCCACCACCGUCGGCCUGACCUGCGGCACCGGCAAAUGCAACAGGCGUAGCCGUGCUGCGUUCAUCUAUGCCUCAAAGAUAGCACAAGAGAUCGCCGAGCAACUAAACAUCCCCGAUGGGGACGCACCGGGAAUCCCGCCACCCCCUACAGCUCCCGAGGGAGUGCCGCAGUUCAACAUCGACGCUUGUUACUAUGAUGCCCUGAACGCAAAUGUCACGAUGAACGGCCCCAUAGGAGAUAACCAUAUUAGGGUUGAAGGCCUUCCUCAGACCUGUAUGGUCCUGAGCACUGUUCUCAGUGGCAAGGUCGAUGGCCCUCAACCUAUCCCCUGCGGCAAUGCUUGUAUUGAAUACACAGGAAUGUCGGUGGAUGAAUACGAGAGCAUCCGGCAUAUUCUCAAUACACAGGUGUUGAAGAACGGCGAAACUUGA